Chara braunii is the source of this 1261-nucleotide messenger RNA. The record is from the annotation of a GenBank genome assembly. NCBI's taxonomy places the organism in Eukaryota, Viridiplantae, Streptophyta, Charophyceae, Charales, Characeae.
UCGCUGAGAUAGGAAAAAGUGUGGCAGCAGUCUGCCAAUUCGUUGAGAUUGAGCAACAAAAGAAGGCGACUAAGGAACGGAGGAAGAUGGAGAAAAAGGAGGCCGAGGAACGUGCUGAAGCGGAACGUCGGGAAUUGGAACAGAAACGUAAGAAGAAGGAGGAGAGGAUGCAGAAGGAAGCUGAGAAGUUUGAGGAGGUUAACAAGCAUUUGGACAUCAAGGUGGCAUUGCGAGUGGGUGAGCUACGGGAGGAAGUACGGGAGGAUGUGCGCCUGGAGAUUAGGGAGGCGAUUAACGAUUUGUGUCGGGUUGUUGCACGAGGCAAGCAGAAAGCGGACACGACGUCGCGUUCUGGGCUGGAGAGCAGUGCAAGCAGCAACGACACGAAGGAGUUGAGCGAACGUACACGCCAGUUGACCAUCUUUGAGAAAAGGAAGCGCGGGCCGAAACCGGUGUUCGAAGACAGCCCGCCAAUGAAACAGCCGCCGAAGCGCACUCCCCGCAAAGUCGGUAAACCUGCCAAGUUGACCGAGCGUCUGACACGUUCGAAGGUGAAAAAACAUGGGAACACUCUCACACUGAAGAAGACCCCACCGUCGAUACGGAAGAAGACAGCAACACUCAGAGUGGUCAACCGUUCGAAGUUCGAGAAGAAGAUAAUGAACGACCUCAAGGGUCUGGAUGCACUUGUUUUGCAGAAUAUCUGCAAAGAUGAAGGCAUCGCGUAUAACGGUAAGUUCGAGUCCAUCUUCGAUAUUGCCGCGCAUCGCGCGCAGCUAACCUACGACCCAGAAGAGGAGGAUGCUGGGACCACCGAACAGGAGGGCGUCCCUACCGAGGACGCCGCUGAUCAGGUCCCGAAUGGCCAAGAGUGAUGAGCUUAUAGUAUUGCUGACCUAUGGGAUAUUGUUCAUGGAUUGACUAAGUUGCGAGCACUUUUGGGGUACGUUGAUGCUAGGAUCGAGGAACUUUGUCGAUUGGUAGUAGUGCGCUUGUCAUUUGCUGGCGUGAUCCGGUGGACGUGUAAGUGCUAGGAUUCUUGGAUCCGAUUGUAUGGAUGUUUCGGUACCGAAUUUGUUAACUUACGACAAUGUGUGUACAUAGUUGUCUCACCCUAUUGUAAGUCCCAAUAUGUAGGAAAAAGCACUCGACAUCUUGAUGUACGCUGGAGAGAGCACACGUAUGCAUGUAAAGUAUGAAAGUCUAACCACUUUUAUCGAUGGCUUAGUAUUUUUGGGCUCGAUAAAUAUGUGCUGGUUCC